CACACACCAUGAUCCAGGCGCCUCACGCCCGGCAGGAGGAGCAGGCAUUCUACCAGCGACUGGAGCACUUGCUGGGAGCAGCAAAGCAAGGCAGCUUUGAGGAGCUCUUCACUGCUGACAGCUGGGAGGACCUCAGGGAGGACAAAAGUCUAAGGAAGCGGCUGGUGAGAGGUGGCCGAGGAGAGAGCAGCCGGCCACAGCCUGGCCAGGAAGUGACCGUGAAGCUGCUGGGAGUCCUGGAGGACCAGAGCCUGGUGGAGAAGGACCCAAAGCUCACCUUUGUCCUAGGCCAGGGGGGAGCCAUUCAGGCCCUGGAGCUUGGCGUUCUGUCCAUGCAGCUGGGAGAAGUGGCCUUUUUCCUCGCCAGUCCCACAUGUGCCUACGGCUGUCUGGGCAGAGAGCCUGAUAUUCCAAAAGAUGCCGCGGUGCUGUACGAAGUGACCCUGCUACAGGUUCGGGACAGCCCUGACCCAGCCCUCUCGCCAGUGAUGGAGCGCCUCGGCUUAGGCAACCAACACCGAGAGUGGGGCAACUUCCACUUCGAACGGGGGGAGUACCAGAGGGCGCUCCACUCCUAUCAGCAGGCUCUGCGUGUUCUGUUCCUGUCCGGGACAGACCAUCUGAGUCCAGAGGAGGAGGAGGAGCUACGCGAGCUGCAGGUCAAAUGCCUCAAUAACUGUGCAGCUGCCCAGCUGAAGCUGCAGCUUUUUGAUGAGGCCCUGGCAUCCUGCCAUGAGGUGAUACGGCUGGACCCAGACAACGUGAGGGCCCUCUACAGGAAAGGCAAGCUGUUGUCAGAGCGGGGAGAGGACCAGGCUGCCAUGGCUGUUCUGAAGAGAGCCCUUCAACUGGAACCAGCCACAAAGGCCAUCCACGCAGAGCUCUCCAAGCUGGCAAGACGGCAGAGGGGACAGCCGAAAAGUCUAGGCCCAGGAGGGAGCCUCUAGGAAGAGUUGGCAGUCACCGCAGCUCACGGCUCUCAGAAGGAUGUUCCUACUGCGCAGCCAAGCUGAGUGGUGCAAGGGCUGAUGGGCGUUACCAGCAUAGGGCAAGCCAGUUGUGAGGGCCGGUGUGCAGAGAGUGAAGUACGCCUGCUGAAUUUCAAGGGUGGACCAAUUCUUUCAUUCAUGACAAUGUGAGGAGGAAUGCAACAGGCUCCAAACCCAACCCAGCACCAGCUGUUGCCUUGUCUGGCUCCACAGAGUAAGACGGAUUCAGAAUGUCAGUCCUCCACUUGAGCAACAAUGAAUGAAAUUAAGGCAUUCAAUUUGCAGGAGCAAGAAAAUCUCCAAGAAACAGGCUUGUUUCGAUGCUGCUCUAGAGCUCCUUUGCUGACAGACACUUUCCUCAUCUUAAAGACGUAAGAGCCCUAAUGCCGAACUAGUCCAGUGGUCCAUCCAGUCCAGCUGUCUGUCCAGAACGAGCUGCACACAGGAUCCAACAGACUGGAGAAGAGUGUAACAGCACACUCCUACCCAUCUUCCUCAGCAACUGCUGUACACUGGCAUACUACCCGAGAUACAAGAAGCUGCGUAUUUGUACCCAACAUGGAAUCUGCCUUUUUCACACCCCCUGCACAUCGGGUUGAUGCUUUGCACCACAACCCCAAGCUCUCUUUCUGGGUCAGUUACCAUUAGUUCACAUCUCACCAGCUUACACUCGUAGUGAUUUCUUCCCAAGUGCAUUACUUUACGAUUGCUUACCUCGAGUGACAUUUGCUCUUUGAUGCCUGUUCUCCCAGUUUGGCGAGAUCCUUUUGGAGC
This is a messenger RNA of Varanus komodoensis (Komodo dragon), 1763 nucleotides long. RefSeq names its product peptidyl-prolyl cis-trans isomerase FKBP8-like. The transcript is spliced from 8 exons. The record is from RefSeq and is a predicted model, not a curated record. Lineage: Eukaryota; Metazoa; Chordata; Lepidosauria; Squamata; Varanidae. Bases 9 to 947 code for a protein of 312 amino acids. Gene Ontology annotation, molecular function: peptidyl-prolyl cis-trans isomerase activity; protein binding.